Molecule: messenger RNA, 5116 nt
Organism: Dalotia coriaria
Lineage: Eukaryota; Metazoa; Arthropoda; Insecta; Coleoptera; Staphylinidae
Gene: FBXO11
Product: F-box protein 11
Exons: 8
Coding region: 41-2851 (936 amino acids)
Biological process (GO): regulation of apoptotic process; ubiquitin-dependent protein catabolic process
Molecular function (GO): zinc ion binding; protein binding
Source: RefSeq, a predicted model, not a curated record
UUCGGAGCGGAAUUCAUUGGGCUGCAGCGCCGUUCUCAACAUGCCGAGCGCCUCGUUCACGGCCUCCCGGUCGUGCGUGCGACGAUCCCGGAGGAAAGGCGCCAACCGGAUACCGACGCCGUCGAGGACGACCUCCGCUGAACCGUGCGAGCCCUCCUGCCCGAUUCCGAUCCUAAACCAGAACAUUCCAGCGCCGCUUGCGCCUGGCGGCAGCGGGCCGUCGUCGGCUGUCGCGCCCAGCACCAGCACCAGCAGCACCGUGCCCGCCCACCACUCGCCCUACGACCUCCGCCGCAAAUCACCCUCGCAUCAUGAGGGCGGUCCGAGCACCAGCGCAGCCACCGCCGGCUCGCCGACAUCGCCCGCCACGCCGACGGCACCCGCACAAGUUUGCUACGCGUCGGCGAUGUUACCAGCCAGGAAACGGCCUCGGCGGACGUGUUCAACCUCCUAUGAAAAUUGCGCCCCCACAGCUGCACACUACUUACAAUACGAACUUCCCGACGAAGUAUUGCUCACUAUUUUUAACUACUUGCUGGAGUUGGACCUGUGCAGAGUUAGUCAAGUCUGCAAACGCUUUCAAAUGAUCGCCAACGACACGGAGAUCUGGAAGCGGCUGUAUCAGAGCGUGUACGAGUACGACCUUCCGCUUUUUAAUCCGGCGCCGUGCCGCUUUGAGUUUGUUAGUCCCGAGGAGUCAGAUCUGGCGAAUCCGUGGAAAGAGUCGUUUAGGCAGCUGUAUCGCGGCAUUCACGUCAGACCUGGCUAUCAGGAUCUCACGUUUAAAGGACGUAACUUGUGUUAUUUUAAUACAGUACAAGGUGCAUUAGAUUAUGCAGAUGAACGUAGUGGAAGUAAUAGUACAACCGGAUCGGGUGGUUCAUGUGCCAGUAGUCACACAGGUGAAGCUUCCAGUCAAGGGGCGCUCAUCUUCCUACACGCUGGGACUUAUCGCGGCGAAUUUUUAGUUAUAGAUUCAGACAUUUCACUGAUAGGUGCCGCUCCUGGUAAUGUGGCAGAGUCGGUAAUACUAGAGCGCGAAUCAGAAUCGACCGUGAUGUUCGUUGAGGGCGCGAAACAGGCGUACGCCGGUCAUUUGACACUGAAGUUUUCGCCCGAUGUGACCUCGACGGUGCCCCAUCACAAGCACUAUUGCUUGGAGGUAGGCGAGAAUUGCAGUCCGACGGUGGAUCAUUGUAUAAUUCGAAGCACGUCUGUCGUCGGUGCGGCUGUUUGUGUGAGCGGCGUGAGUGCGAAUCCAGUCAUUAGACAUUGUGACAUAUCCGAUUGUGAAAACGUGGGUUUAUACGUAACCGACUACGCGCAGGGCACCUACGAGGAUAACGAAAUCAGCCGGAAUGCCCUGGCGGGCAUCUGGGUAAAGAAUUAUGCGAAUCCGAUCAUGCGUCGGAAUCACAUCCACCACGGCAGGGACGUGGGUAUUUUCACAUUCGACAAUGGAUUGGGGUAUUUUGAGGCGAAUGAUAUUCACAAUAACCGUAUCGCCGGUUUUGAGGUGAAAGCCGGCGCCAACCCUACCGUCGUUCACUGCGAGAUCCACCACGGCCAGACAGGCGGCAUCUAUGUGCACGAAAAUGGGCUCGGCCAGUUCAUCGACAACAAGAUCCACUCGAACAACUUCGCCGGCGUGUGGAUCACCUCCAACAGCAACCCCACGAUUCGCCGCAACGAGAUCUACAACGGUCACCAGGGCGGCGUGUACAUCUUCGGCGAAGGGCGCGGUCUGAUUGAGCACAAUAACAUUUACGGCAAUGCACUCGCGGGUAUACAAAUCCGGACUAACAGUGAUCCGAUCGUGCGCCAUAAUAAGAUCCACCACGGUCAACAUGGUGGCAUCUAUGUUCAUGAAAAGGGCCAGGGUCUGAUUGAAGAGAACGAAGUGUAUGCGAACACACUAGCGGGUGUGUGGAUCACAACGGGUAGCACGCCGGUGCUGCGCCGUAAUCGUAUCCACUCCGGCAAGCAGGUCGGUGUCUAUUUCUAUGACAACGGACACGGCAAACUGGAAGACAACGAUAUAUUUAAUCAUUUGUAUUCGGGCGUGCAAAUUCGCACCGGAAGCAAUCCGGUUAUUCGCGGUAAUAAAAUCUGGGGCGGGCAGAAUGGCGGCGUGCUGGUGUACAACGGCGGGUUGGGUUUGCUGGAACAGAAUGAGAUUUUUGACAAUGCGAUGGCGGGCGUAUGGAUUAAAACCGAUUCAAAUCCGACUUUAAAGCGCAAUAAAAUAUUCGACGGUCGAGACGGCGGCAUUUGCAUUUUUAAUGGCGGUAAAGGAAUACUGGAGGAGAACGAUAUAUUUCGAAAUGCUCAGGCCGGUGUGCUCAUUUCGACGCAGAGCCACCCUAUACUGCGGCGGAAUCGAAUAUUCGACGGGCUGGCGGCCGGCGUGGAGAUCACCAACAACGCCACUGCAACCUUAGAGUUUAAUCAAAUCUUUAACAAUCGGUUCGGUGGUUUGUGUUUGGCUAGUGGCGUGCAGCCAAUCGUGCGCGGCAACAAGAUCUUCAACAAUCAGGACGCCGUCGAGAAGGCCGUGGCAAACGGCCAGUGUUUGUACAAAAUCUCAAGUUAUACGUCCUUUCCAAUGCACGACUUUUAUCGAUGUCAGACCUGCAACACGACGGACCGCAAUGCGAUCUGCGUCAACUGUAUCAAAACUUGCCAUGCGGGGCAUGACGUUGAGUUCAUCAGACAUGAUAGAUUUUUCUGUGAUUGUGGUGCAGGCACGCUAACGAAUCAGUGUCAGCUGCAAGGCGAACCCACUCAGGACACGGACACGCUGUACGAUUCGGCGGCGCCGAUGGAAUCUCAUACGCUCAUGGUGAAUUAGUGACCGAUCAAUCAAAAUAGCAACACAACACAUUGUGUUCAAUUAUGUAGAAGAACGAUAUGGAUGUCAACGAGACGUUUUAGUUUGUGCAGUAUUUUGCAAUAUUUGAGAGUGGUUUGUGUGCCAGAAGAGGAACAACUCGCAAUCGUAGUUUUAAAAAAAGGAUGUUCAUUUUUUAUAAUUUCGUGUUGUGACUUUGUGUGUAUUUUGUGACGGGACGCUCGCGGAGAAGCACCACUGGAUUCGUUGAUUGUUGUUGUUUAUAAUUAAGUUAUCGCUUAGCAAUAUAUUUCACCGACUGAUUUGCGUAUGUAAAAGCUGCAUACACACGAGAGGAUGACAAGACGCGAGAGGAAAAGAGAAAUUUACGAACCGCUGCGAUUCGUAGACGUAUAAAGAUGUUCUCUACUGACAAUCAUCAACGCAAUGGCUUCCACUACUACAAAAUUCGUGCGCGAUUAUGUUUUAUGUUGCUAGCUGCUGAUAACGACUUAUGUUUUCUAUUUUCAGAAAUCGAAUUAUUGUUUUGUGUCAGACACGAAAAAUUGAUUGUUAUUUUAUUUGUUGAUGCGAUCACAAACAAGCAGCUGAAGACGGCAAUGAAACUAAGUUGGAUGUAAUCGUGCACUUUACAACAGCUUUAAUUUUUUAUACAUAGACAUUAAUUAUUAUCUUUUUAAUGCGAUAACUAUUGGCGUACUUGUGCUGUGUCGACGAUUUAUCUUCAUUCCACACACUCCCAACAUCAGACCAAUUGCUGGUGAUAUUUAUUUCUAUGUUAGAAUACAACAAUUCGUUACAAGCAGGAGUGAAAAAGAGAGAGUGAUGAUGGCACUAACGUUUUCUUUUCUUACAUGGCACUAACGUUUUUGAUUGUUGCAUAAUUACUCGAUAGUGUUUACUUUAGUGUACUUUGCUAUUUAUUUUUAUUUCGUAUCUCUAUUUUGUUGCGAGUGAGAAUGGUCGAAAGCCAGACGCAAUUGUCAGCAGAAAAUGGAAAUCGCGCGAACAAUUUAACUUUACAGAGUGUGAUAGUUCUUAUGUGAGUAAGUUAGAACGUGUUUCUUCUUCUCUUUUUGAUAAAACAAUUGAUAGAGUAUGGAACUGUAUUGAUAAAUCAGUAUUGUUUAAGUGAAGACAAAACAAAUUUAUUGCUUAGAGGGCGGGAGGAAAACUAAAACCACAAACAAAAAUAUUUAUGCGUGUUGUUGCAUUUUGUACAUAGUUAAAUAAUAAAAUGUCGGAACACCCCUGAUACACGAGUGGUAACAAUAAGACACCGAACCAAAUGCACUCAGAAAUGCUUCAUCAUACAAAACAAAUGCAGACAAAAAUCUUAUCGAUAGACGUGUGUAUAGAAAUAUGUAAUUAUCAAAUGAAACAGGUGCCAUAUACACUCAAAUUGCCUAAACUAUAUUAUACAUACAUACGAUACACGCAUCAUCAAGUGCGGAAGCAGCAUUAUAUAAACCUGUUUUGUAUUGUGUAAUUUUCUUCUUCAUGAUUCAACGGAAUGCGACUGACCGAGCGUGUCUUUAUUGUUGUACUGUAAUAAAGCAAUAGUCUUGCCUCGAAGAUGCACGUGACGGCCUCAAGCCGCAACUGCAAAGAAUUUCGUCUUUAAUUUAGAAUCGACACACACAUACCGCACACACACACAUGUAUGAUUGCCUUUGACACAAGAAGUGAAGCAAAUUAAGAUGAUCAUUAUUGGCGCCUGCUGAUUUUAUUUAAAUGAUGUGACUAUUUUUGAAAUAGAGGCGACGGUAGAAAAAAAGACGUUUGCAAAUCGUAGGAUGAGUGUGUUGGAAAAGAAAUAACAUAAUUUAAUAAAAAUGAUCAAUAUUGCGACUGAUGAAUAGUCUACUACAUACAAUUAACUAUAACGAUGUAUAUCAAAUGUUUGUAAAAUAUUGUCCUUUUCUAUUAAUUAAUGAAAUUAAUUAACUACGCGAUUAUAUUAUAAAUAAUGCAUAAUACUAAUUCUAAAGUUAAGGCUCUUAAUCUUAGGCGACGUCUUGUAUGGACCUAUUAUAAAUACACGUGAAAUGCAAGCGGACAUGUAAAGAGGCGAAAAGCUGAGGGGGAACACGUAAUACUUGAAAAUUUGAUGAGAAAUUAUUAUUGCAAUAUGACGAGUUGAGGUGAGCGAGGCGAGGUAAAUGUCAGCCUUGUAGAUCAAUUCUGACGAGUGUCGUUUAAUAGUUAGCUAGCACCGUAUUGUACUGUGUACAUUAUAUAUAAAAUAUAUGGCUAAAUAUUUCA